AUGGUUUUGAAGGCCUACGUUUGUCCGUCGAUUUUGAACGCAGAUUUGGCUUCGCUGGCCGCUGAAUGCCAGAAGUUAUUGGCAGCUGGAGCGGAUUGGUGGGUUUUUGAUGGAAAAUCGGAUUUUUUUGACACCGGAAUCGUGGAGUGUCGUUUAAACCGUGAAAAAUGAGCCAUUUUGAGUGAAUCUAGUGAUUUUCAACGAUGCUCCGCGUUUACGCCUUUGAAAAUGAUGAAUUUUCAUGAAUUUUGACUCCGUAAACGUGGAGUAUCGUAGUUUAAACGAUACUCCACGUUUACGCCUUUAAAAAUGAUGAAUUUUCAUGAAUUUUGACCUCGUAAACGUGGAGCAUCGUAGUUUAAACGAUGCUCCGCGUUUACGCCUUUAAAAAUGAUGAUUUUUCAUGAAUUUUGACCCCGUAAACGUGGAGCAUCGUAGUUUAAACGAUACUCCACGUUUACGCGGUCAAAAAUGAGCCAUUUUGAGUGAAUUUUGACCCCAUAAACGUGGAGUAUCGUAGUUUAAACGAUACUCCGCGAUUCCGCGCUCAUUUUUCACCAUUUUUCCACCAAAAUUCGAAAUUUUCCGAUUUCCAGGCUUCAUCUCGAUGUCAUGGAUGGUCACUUCGUUCCGAAUCUCACCUUCGGACAUCCAGUCGUCGAAUCACUUCGAAAAUCCCUGGGAACAUCGGCAUUUUUGGAUGUUCAUCUGAUGGUUUCCAAUCCGGCUCAAUGGAUCGAGCCGAUGGCGAAAGCCGGUGCAAAUCAGUUCACUUUUCAUUAUGAGGCUGUUCAGGAUUGCGAAGUUUUGGGGAUUAUUGAGAAGGUGCGUGAAAUUUAAGCCCCGGAAUCGUGGAGUAUCGUUUGAAACUCUUUUAAACGACACUCCCCUUUUACACCUCUCAAAAAUCAUGAUUUCUCAUCAUUUUUCCGUCAGUGUAAACGCGGAGCAUCGUUGCUUACCGAAAAAAUCGCUUUUAAACGACACUCCGCUUUUACACCUCUCAAAAAUCAUCAUUUUUCCGUCAGUGUAAACGCGUACUAUCGUUGCUUCCCUCAAAAAUCGCUUUUAAACGACACUCCGCUUUUACACCUCUCAAAAAUCAUGAUUUCUCAUCAUCUUUCCGUCAGUGUAAACGCGGAGCAUCGUUGUUUUUGCUCAAUUUUCACGAUUUUUGGCUCAUUUUCCACCAUUUUUCGCCGCGUUAACGCGAAGCAUCGUAGUUUUCUUGCAGAUUCGUGAAAAUGGAAUGAAAGUGGGACUUUCGGUAAAGCCUGGAACAUCUGUCGACAAUAUUUUGAGGUAGAUCUUGAAUUUUCAGAUUUUCCCAGAAAAAAUCUGAAAAUUUUUCAGAUUCGCCGAAAAAAUCGAUAAUGCUUUGGUGAUGACUGUCGAACCGGGUUUUGGCGGUCAAAAAUUCAUGGAAAAUCAGAUGGAAAAGGUACUGUAGGGAUACUGUAGGGAAUUUUGGCGCGAAAAUUUGAUCUACCCUCAAAAUUUCGCGUUUUCGCCCUAAAAUAACCAUAUUUGGUCUCAAAACGCUCCAAAUUUGGCGGGAAAUUUGAAAAAUUCAAAUUCAGGUUCAAAAAUUACGCCAAUCACAUCCGAAUCUCACAAUUCAAGUGGAUGGUGGUGUGACACCGGAAAAUGUGGAAAUUUCAGCAAAAGCUGGCGCUAAUGCGAUUGUCAGUGGAACUGGAAUCAUCAAAUCGCAAGAUCAGGCGAAAGCUAUCGAAAUUAUUCGAAAUGCCGUGCAAAAUGCGAUUUCCGCCUGA
This is a messenger RNA of Caenorhabditis angaria, 1775 nucleotides long. NCBI's taxonomy places the organism in Eukaryota, Metazoa, Nematoda, Chromadorea, Rhabditida, Rhabditidae. The record is from the annotation of a GenBank genome assembly.